Molecule: messenger RNA, 1921 nt
Organism: Morone saxatilis (striped sea-bass)
Lineage: Eukaryota; Metazoa; Chordata; Actinopteri; Moronidae
Product: early growth response protein 1-like
Biological process (GO): regulation of transcription by RNA polymerase II
Molecular function (GO): RNA polymerase II cis-regulatory region sequence-specific DNA binding; DNA-binding transcription factor activity, RNA polymerase II-specific
Source: RefSeq, a predicted model, not a curated record
GUAUAAAAGGGGCAGCGAGCAGAGGGAGCCCAGCAUCCUCAGCAGCACCGAGCUCAGUAACGGGACUCACCGGCAGCUCUAACGGAUUAAUAACGGCACCUGAACCGCCGCGAGGGAAUCCCCGACACCGGAGCUUUAAUCACUUCAUCCACCUGACACCGCGUGGUAAACUGCGGCUGCUGCACACCUUUAUCACGCACCUUUAUCAAGUUUUCUCUCCGGGAACUGACGCCUCUGACUCAGAUUUCUUCUCCGACUUCAGCGACUGCUCCUCGGACACUCUCUCUCCCUCUCUCGGCUACACCGGCAGCUUCUUCACGGAACCGGAGCCGGUACCGGCAGCAGCGGGUCUGAGCAGCACCGCGGACGCGAUCCUCAACAUGAUCACAGAGAUCGUCGGGAUCUGCACCGAGAUGGAGCAGCAGGGAGACUCCAGCCCGCCCUCUGCAGCCUCCUCCUCGCCCCCGCUCUUCGCUCCCAGCUCCGACCUCAGCAUCCCUCCUGUGGCCGCAGCCCAGCAGCUGCCUCCCGCCACCAUCUCACACCCGGUGGUGGUUAAAAGCGAGUUUGUGAGCUCCAGCUGCAGCAGCGGGUGUGGACAACCUUCCCUGUCCGGGAAUGAAGCUGUAUACGCGGCCAGCAGCGACUCUCUGCUCCCGCUGCCGGCUCUGGAGCAACAGGUGGAUGUGGCUGAUUUCAUCGACUCUCUGCUGAGCUCCGAGGCCGGCCUGGGCGAGCUGAAGCCCGGCUGUGAGGUGAAGCAGGAGCCGCUGGGUCUGGAGGACUGGUUGAAGAGUUUAACGGCGGCUCCGGUUACCGGAGGAGAUUCCGCCAGCUACGUCAUCAACAGACCGGUCGUCAAGACGGAGCUCGUGCAGAGCGGGAGCAACCUGCACUUCUCCCCCGCCCCCCUCCCCUCCACCCUGGACGCGCACCUGCUCUCCUCCCUCCUGCAGGGCGCGUUCCCGAUAGUCAACAUCAGCAGCGUGCACGCGGCGGGAGCCCCGAAGCUGUCACGCGGGGGCAGAAGAGCUCCCGCCAAGAACGGGCUGAAAGUGAAACCGUUCCCGUGCUCCGUGCAGGGCUGCGAGCGCCGCUUCUCGCGCUCUGACGAGUUGAACAGGCACGUGCGCAUCCACACGGGUCAGAAGCCCUUCCAGUGCACCAUCUGCGCGCGCAGCUUCAGCCGCAGCGACCACCUGACCACGCACACGCGCACGCACACGGGGGAAAAGCCCUUCUCGUGCGAUGUGUGCGGCAAGCGGUUCGCGCGCAGCGACGAGAGGAAGAGGCACGGGCGCGUGCACGUCAAGCAGCAGCUGCGCGCGCAGAUGAUGGCCGCCUACUCUCUGGCCCUGAACGCGCCCGGUGUCUGAACGGUGGCCGGUGAGGUCAGUGAAAGCUUCAGGAUUUGAACCGUCAACCGGAAACCGUCAGAGACGUUUCCCUGUGACGUCACACUGCCAGGAAGGUGUUUGGAGGUUUCAGAGGACUCCGGGUCCUGGUCCUGGUCCCGGUCCUGGUCCCGGUCCGGGUCCGGGUCCUGGCUGCAGUGGACUGCAGUGGACUGUGGGAGAGACAGCUGAUGAAGAGGAGGGAGAGAGGAAGGUGGACACGGUGCUGUUCACUGUGUGUAAAAUAGUGACCUUCGACCUUUGUGCAUGAAGACAAACUGUUGAUCUCAGAUGUUUUUAUCUUUUUAUGAAAUCUAUUUUUCUACCUGUUUUACAACCUGUGUGUCUGCGGCCGGUCAGCGUGAUGAUGUCACUUUUCUACGACUGUAAACUGAACUUUGUUCUAUAACUUUCAUUAAAGCACUGGUGCAUUGUGGGAUACGUAGUCUGAACUGUACAGAUACACUCCGCUCAGUGUCACAUCGCUGUGCAGCUUAUUGUUCCCUCGUUGUGCAUGGAGGUCAAUA